Messenger RNA from Xenia sp. Carnegie-2017, 1722 nucleotides. RefSeq names its product NEDD8 ultimate buster 1-like. Gene Ontology annotation, biological process: regulation of ubiquitin-dependent protein catabolic process. Gene Ontology annotation, molecular function: protein binding. The coding region runs from base 51 to 1529 and encodes 492 amino acids. Lineage: Eukaryota; Metazoa; Cnidaria; Anthozoa; Malacalcyonacea; Xeniidae. The transcript has 16 exons. The record is from RefSeq and is a predicted model, not a curated record.
UUAAUGAGCAAACUCUAGAAGCGCAAGGUGUUCGUCAUAACAGCGUUGUCAUGGCGAUAUUCAACCAUAGUGAAUCAGUGGAAGUAGCCAAUCAAAACAACCAAGCAAACCCAGUGACGAAAACGCGGAAUGCAGCGAGUGUGCUCGCUAACAAAACACAAGGUGGGAAAAGUCCGUAUCAAGAUUAUUUACUGGAGAUAAGUGACCAAAAUGGAAAGCGUCUUCAGUUACCCGAGGAUGAACGCAAGUCGUUGGUUCUUGCGAUGACACUUCACGAACAAGGGCGUAGAAUGGCCGAACAAAGACAAUAUGCAGACGCCUUGCCUUUGUUUUUGGCUGCCGAAGAAGAAUUCAGGCAAUGUCGUUCUGAAGUAUUGAAUGCAGUUGAUAAUUACGCCAUACUAUGUUUGGAUGUUGUUUGGUGUUAUCUUCAACUGCAGAGCAUCAGAGAUCUACCAAAUGCAGACGAAUUGCUGAAGAAAUGUGAAAAAUGUUUGAAGAAAAGUUACGGGGAAAACCUCGAACGACUUGUCUCCUUGACGGGUGGUUCUGCUAAAGAAAAAGUCCUGUACCUUCGACUUAACCUUCUUCAAGCUAUCUCCGCUUUCCACAAGGGAGAUAUGAGGCAAGCCUCGCGUCUUUUGGUUAUGGUCGAACAAGAAGUCAAUCAGUUAAAAAUAGACGAUGGAUCGCUGUCACAAAUGAUCUCUAUGGGGUUUGGUGCAUCUGAAUCAAGGCUAGCUUUGAGAUCAUGCAAUGGUGAUGUCACCGUAGCUGUUGAUUAUAUAUCGAAAAAACGCGAGGCGAAACGGAAAUUGUUAAAAGAACGAAAAGAAAAAAGAAAGAAACAUAAAAUGGCGGUGAAUUUAGGAAAAACUGCAAAUGGCGAAUGGGUGAAAAUUGAUCUGUUCAACAGAUUAUGUGAGAUGGGUUAUCGUCAGGAGUACGCUAGCGAGGCUUUACGUCAAACAAAUAACGACAUGGAUACAGCCAUUCAGAUUCUUAUCGAAAGACCUGAAUUGUUGGAGCGAGCAGUUUCCGAGAGAAGACCAAGUUUGGAAAUAUCUGAUGAGUUGAUUGCGCAGGUGACUUCCAUGGGAUUCAACGUCGACAUUUCGCGUUCAGUCUUGAAACAUUAUGGCGAUAUAAACAAAACAAUAGGGCGGUUAUUGGAAACUUCCGGUGAACUUCCUCCCGAAUGUAAAAACACGAUCAUUAAAGAUGGAAUUGUCGCAGAUUUAGCUGACCAAAGAGGAGGAGAAAAUUCAGACUCGGACAGUGAUGACCCAGAAGUAGUUCAGAAUGCAUUGAAAGAAAUCACUCCUGCAUUCGAUGUUGAAAGCGACGAGGCUCAUUUAGAUGUGACUUUAGAAGAAGAAAUCACUUUCCUUAGACAAUACAGAGAAAUGAUAAUGACAAAGAAUCAGUGGGAGAAACGAGACGAGGAAUAUGAUUUCGAAAGUGAAGAGGAAGCAGUCACCACAAGAGAUUUGCAAGAAGAUUCAAAGUGGACUUUGCAAAGUUGGUAGAUACAGAUGGAGUAUUGGGAGAAGAGUACUCUAAGGAAUGCUACUGAUGAGGGAUAAUACAAGGACCAACCGAGAAUGUGGCGAAUUCUCCGUGAGAUUGUAGAAGGAUUAUUUUAUGUUCAUUCACUUGUAGAAAAAAAGAAUUUGAAUAAUUUUCGCUUAGCUCAGUAAAUACAUAUAUUUAGGCUUAUUA